AUGAAGGCCAAACACAGCGGCAGUGGAAUUAAUUCUGAGGGCACCCUCCUCCACCAUGAGAGCAUUAACUCGCAUGUGAGAGAUGUAUUUGGCUCUCCCACUGUACCCAGCACUAUAAUCAGAUUGCAACUUAAACAAAAGUAUACAACAUACAGUAUAGACCGAAUUGGAAACAAUCGCAAGUAG
Messenger RNA from Sphenostylis stenocarpa, 186 nucleotides. NCBI's taxonomy places the organism in Eukaryota, Viridiplantae, Streptophyta, Magnoliopsida, Fabales, Fabaceae. The record is from the annotation of a GenBank genome assembly.